This is a messenger RNA of Fragaria vesca subsp. vesca, 2232 nucleotides long. RefSeq names its product putative pentatricopeptide repeat-containing protein At1g68930-like. Lineage: Eukaryota; Viridiplantae; Streptophyta; Magnoliopsida; Rosales; Rosaceae. Gene Ontology annotation, biological process: RNA modification. The record is from RefSeq and is a predicted model, not a curated record. The transcript has a single exon. Gene Ontology annotation, molecular function: zinc ion binding; RNA binding; protein binding. Bases 1 to 2232 code for a protein of 743 amino acids.
AUGUCUGCCUCCUCAAACCACUACUGCAACCUCCUCAAGCUCUGCUGCCAAUCCGGCAACCACUCCCAAGCCAAGACCAUCCACUCCCACAUCAUCCGAACCCUACCGAGCCCCGAAACCUUCCUCCUCAAUAAUCUCAUCACCACCUACGGCAAACUCGGCAACCUCAAAUACGCACGCCAUGUGUUCGACCAAAUUCCCCACCCAAAUCUCUUCUCCUAUAACUCCCUCCUCUCCGUCUACUCCAAAUCCCGCCGCGUCUCCGAUAUGCAAUCCCUCUUUAACUGCAUGCCGAGCCGCGACGCCGUCUCCUGGUGCUCCUUCAUUGCUGGCUACGCCGGCUGCGGCAUGGUUGCCGACGCUGUCAAGGUUUAUGGGCUGAUGUUGAGAGACGGGGCGGGUAAUUUGAGCCGCAUUACGUUUUCGACAAUGCUUGUGAUGUGUUCUAGUCAGGGGUGUGGGGAUUUGGGGAGACAGGUUCAUGGGCAUGUUGUGAAGUUUGGGUUUGAGGGUUAUGUGUUUGUGGGGAGUCCUUUGAUUGAUAUGUACUCCAAGGUGGGGAUGCUUCUUGAUGCGAAGAGGGUGUUUGAGUUGAUGCCGGAGAGGAAUGUGGUGAUGUGUAAUACGCUUGUUACUGGGCUGUUGCGGUGCGGGAUGAUUGGAGAUGCUGAGUGUUUGUUUGGUGAAAUGAGUGAGAAGGACUCCAUUUCGUGGACCACGAUGAUUACUGGACUGACACGAAAUGGCACAGGCAGGAAAGCGCUUGAAAAGUUUAGGGAAAUGAGGUUGGGAGGUUUGGGGAUGGAUCAGUAUACGUUUGGGAGCGCAUUGACUGCUUGUGGGGGGCUGUUGGCUCUGCAGGAGGGCAAGCAGGUUCAUGCUUAUGUUGUUAGGACUGAUUUCGUGGAUAAUGUGUUUGUGAGUAGUGCUCUUGUCGAUAUGUAUUGCAAGUGCGGAAGCAUAAAAGCUGCGGAGACGGUUUUCAGGAGGAUGAGCUGCAAGAAUGUAGUAUCGUGGACUGCGUUGCUUGUUGGUUAUGGUCAGAAUGGGUAUAGUGAAGAAGCUGUUAGAGUUUUUUGUGAUAUGCAGAGAAGUGGGGUUGAACCGGAUGAAUAUACGCUGGGAAGCUUGAUUAGUUCAUGUGCUAACUUAGCAAGCUUAGAAGAAGGUGCUCAGUUCCAUGGUCAAGCUCUAGUUUCGGGCCUGAUUUCUUUCACUACAGUUUCAAAUGCACUUGUUACCUUAUAUGGUAAGUGUGGAAGUAUCGAAGACUCCCAUAGGCUGUUUGAUGAGAUGAACAUCCGGGAUGAAGUCUCCUGGUCAGCAUUGGUUUCAGGGUACGCCCGGUUUGGAAAAGCCAAUGAGACAAUUGAUUUGUUUGAGAGGAUGUUGGCCCAUGGUUUGAAACCUGAUGGAGUUACUUUCAUAGGGGUUCUCUCAGCCUGUAGUAGAGCAGGGCUAGUAGAGAAAGGACAUCAGUAUUUUGAAUCAAUGACUAAAGUACAUGGAAUUACACCGAUUCUUGAUCACUACACUUGCAUCAUUGACCUUCUCAGCCGAGCUGGAAGAUUAGAAGAAGCAAGAAGCUUCAUAACUAAGAUGCCUAUGCGUCCUGAUGCAAUUGGUUGGGCCACAUUGCUAAGCUCAUGUAGAUUUCGCUCAAAUAUAGAGAUUGGAAAAUGGGCAGCUAAGUCUCUUCGAGAAAUAGAUCCCCAGAAUCCAGCAAGCUAUGUCUUGCUCUCAAGCAUCUAUGCUGCUAAAGGGAAGUGGGAUGAAGUUUCUAAAUUGAGGACAGGAAUGAGAGAUAAGGGGAUCAGAAAGGAACCAGGAUGCAGUUGGAUUAAAUAUAAGAGCAGAGUACACAUCUUUUCAGCAGAUGACCAGUCAAGUCCAUUUUCAGAUCAGAUAUACGCUGAGCUGGAAAAACUAUAUCCUAAAAUGAUAGCAGAAGGAUAUGAGCCUGAUGUGAGUUCAGUUCUCCAUGAUGUUGACGAAUUGCAAAAGAUGAAGAUGCUUAAUUACCAUAGUGAGAGGCUUGCUAUUGCCUUCGGAUUGAUAUUUAUUCCUUCUGGCCUUCCAAUUCGAGUUGUUAAAAACCUUAGAGUAUGUGGGGACUGCCACAAUGCCACUAAAUAUAUUUCCAAGAUCACCAAGAGAGAGAUUCUUGUAAGAGAUGCUGUCCGCUACCACUUAUUUAAAGAUGGAACUUGUUCAUGUGGAGAUUUUUGGUGA